AAACCAACGAAGAAGAAGUCGUCGACCCGGCUCCACCGGUCUCAGCCAAUGAAGGGAGACUGGGAGGAAACAUUGAGCGACACUUUUCUCUCUACAUUGUUUUUUCUCUUUCUGCUGGCCUUAAACCUUGUCAAACACAAUGCAGAAGAAGCUGUGAAUGUUUCUGUUAUCUCCCUGCCUUUACAAAAUCAAAAACAGACCGAGCACCAGCUACCAGUCUCCGGAUCGCCUCGCGGUUACUUUCCGGUGUUUCGGGUCCGCUCGGUGGUCUGACCGGGAGAGACUGCAGAGAUGUCCGACAACGGUGGCUUGGCUGUCGGCCUCCUGUCUUACGAGACGUUGGUCCACGCUGUGGCUGGUGCAAUGGGGAGCGUGACAGCGAUGACAGUCUUCUUUCCUCUGGACACAGCCAAGAGCAGACUGCAGGUGGAUGAGAAGAGAAAGGCCAACUCCACCCCUGUCAUCCUGGCUGAGAUAGCAAAGGAAGAAGGCCUUCAGUCCCUGUACAGAGGCUGGUUACCAGUCAUCUCCAGCCUCUGCUGCUCCAACUUUGUCUACUUCUACACCUUCAACACGCUGAAGAAGCUGGCGACGGCUGGUCCAGGGAAGUCCGGACCCAGCAAAGACCUGCUCAUGGGGGUCGUAUCUGGGAUUGUGAACGUGAUCCUGACCACUCCCAUGUGGGUGGUCAACACUCGGCUGAAGCUGCAGGGAGCAAAGUUCAGGAACGAAGACAUCCAGCAGACCAAGUACAGAGGCAUCUUUGAUGCUUUCUCACAGAUCAUAUCCAAUGAGGGUGUGGCGACUCUGUGGAACGGCACUCUGCCCUCUCUUAUCCUCGUCCUCAACCCGGCGGUACAGUUCAUGAUUUAUGAGGCCAUGAAGAGGAAGGCGGGCAGAGGAGGGAAGAAGAUAUCCUCAGCAGAGAUCUUUCUCAUUGGAGCCAUUGCUAAGGCCAUUGCUACCACUGCAACAUAUCCUCUUCAGACAGUUCAGGCCAUCCUGAGGUUCGGCCAGUACAAAGGUGAUGGUAAGGCCGGGGUGAUGGGAAGCCUCUCAAACAUUUUCUCUCUGCUAAUGGACAGAAUCAAGAGGUACGGUGUUUUUGGUUUGUACAAAGGCCUGGAAGCCAAGCUGCUGCAGACAGUACUGACGGCUGCCCUCAUGUUUGUGGUGUACGAGAAGAUCACCGCUGCUACCUUCAAAGUCAUGGGCCUGAACAAGAAACUGAAGCAGUGAACAAACCACUACUUGAACGUCAGGAGGAUUUAUUAAUGCCUACCGUUGAUAUGGUUAUGCCAGGAGUUGAUUCAGUAACAAUAACGUUUGUAAUAAGAGACGGGAUCGGUGCCCAAAACAAACACCAUAACCAGAGCUGUGUUACUUAUAAUACCCUCUCUCUCUUAACCUCAAACUGGUUCCAUUUGUGCAAACUGGUCUUAAUUUGAUCUCCGUUGAGAUGGUUCUAAGUAACCUUGCUAGCUGAGGGAAUACCCCUAUUUGCUUUCUUCCCGAGAGAAAGAUCUUCCUAUUGAAAUCUCUGCUAGAAAGGGAAUACGCUUAUUUCCCCAAAUUGCAAAAAAAUUAUUUCCUUCAACAUUAAGUGCUUGCUGCAAAUGAUGAAACCAAUAAGAUAAGCUGCCUACUUAGGUAUUGCCUUGAUGUAAGAUAUUGGACCAUUCUUCACACACUGACUUAUGUUUUAACUGUGAAUUUAACUGAGUUUGAUAGACUUCUCAUGAAAUUCCUACCAGAUGAAUGUUUUUUUAAUCUGCUGAUUUAUGAUGUCAUUAUUACAAACAGAUUAGCAGUAGUCACAAUAAUGUUAAAAGGGAGAAUAGCUCCCAUUUAUAUUUAUAGACUUGUGUGUAAAAUCUGCUCUUAAAAGUUUUGAUUUUAACAAUUCUAAUAUAUUAAGUAAAAAAAUAUUUAACAUAAUUGGGAAUGAGUACUUAACAAUACAGAGUAAAACUUACAUGUGUACAAAUAU
Molecule: messenger RNA, 1990 nt
Organism: Anoplopoma fimbria (sablefish)
Lineage: Eukaryota; Metazoa; Chordata; Actinopteri; Perciformes; Anoplopomatidae
Gene: slc25a17l
Product: solute carrier family 25 member 17-like
Exons: 9
Coding region: 292-1239 (315 amino acids)
Cellular component (GO): peroxisomal membrane
Molecular function (GO): ATP transmembrane transporter activity; FAD transmembrane transporter activity; AMP transmembrane transporter activity
Source: RefSeq, a predicted model, not a curated record